Rangifer tarandus platyrhynchus (Svalbard reindeer) is the source of this 312-nucleotide messenger RNA. The record is from the annotation of a GenBank genome assembly. Lineage: Eukaryota; Metazoa; Chordata; Mammalia; Artiodactyla; Cervidae.
AUGCAAACCGUUCUCCAGAGUGAGACUCAUUCUCAGGGCCCCUCAAAUGUCAGCUCCGUGCACUGUGUGAGAUCAGAACCUCUGCGCGCGUACCCACCCCGCGGACCAGCAGGGGCCGGUGCCCAUGGGGAUGGGCUCACCCGGGGGAGGAGGAGACGCUGCAGCCAUCCAGGGCUGCAGGGAGUGCCCCUCUUCCCCAGGGGCCUCUCUAUACUUCAUUCACGGUCAACCCCAAGCCGAGAGGACUCUUGGUGUGAUCCUAAGUUUUUACCGUAUUUUUUGGCCCCAGGAACUACUCACCAUCGCCCCUGA